AUGACUGUUUCGAGUAAUGACAAACUGAGCUUUGAAGAGGUUAGUGAUCCCGAGAUCAUUCGAUACACACACUCUAAGAAUGCUGCAACUUGGAGGGGACUGCAGACAGUAGAUCAGUAUUGCGAGAGAGAGCGGUUGUUGGGUUCUUCAGACAUUGCUAAGAAGGGAGAAUCAGCAGAGAUGAGAAAGAAGUUUCCGGGACACGAAUUGCUUGGUUUGAAGUACUUUGUGUUAAAGAACACGGAACUGGAGGCUACUAGUGCUACUAGCCAAAUCGUAGCCAGUUGUGAAGCAUUGUGUCGGCUCGGUUAUGCGAUACAUCCAGGUUCUCGUGGUAAAGUAGUUCCAAUUCUCACAGCCUGCAUCGGUGGGGUGUUUACUUCACCUGAACAUCGAGGCAAUGGGUAUGCAAGAGAGAUGAUUCACAGUCUAAACAGGCACUUUGAUAGGCUCAGCGAAGCGCCUGAUGCUCCGGACUUCGUAAAGAACACGGUGAUCACCCUCUACAGUGAGGUCGGAGAGUAUUAUGCCGAAAAUGGUUAUCAAUCUUUGCAUGUUCCCGUUCAUGUUAUCACAGAAACUGAUGUACUUCUCGACCGUUAUUGCGACACACUGCCAAAGGAAAAAGGUAGAUUUCUGCGGUUUGAUGAUUAUCCUGACUUGGUUGAUCUUCAGAAGAAACAGUUUGAAUCCAGGCUCUUGAAGCUGCAUGAAGAGUCACCCGAGAAGUUUAUAUUUACGGUGGCGGCAGACAUUGAUAUCUACAAAUGGUUUCAAGUUCGUGAUUUGUUCCUGAUGGACAUGACCAAAAGACAUCAAGACGAUUUGAAAUUCGGAGUUGCCUUGGAAGAUAAUAGCCACAUUAUAUGGCAUCAUAACUGGAACGACAACUCCCUAGUGAUCGUGAAAAUAUUCAUGGACGAUCAUCAAAGCUCCACUCAUUGUGAGCAUACCUUGCGGCGCCUGAUUAGCCAUGCGAUUAACGAGAUCAAGACCUGCGGGUUGCAAUCGCUGGUGUUUUGGGAUGAAGAAAUUCCAAUCAAAAAUUUUCCAAAUCUAUACGCAGUGCUUAGUGAAAUGGAGCAGGCUUGCAAGCUGUAUGUCGAGAAUGGGUCGCUCAGUGCCGUGAGACCUCCAAAAGGCUUCACAAUGGAAAAAAUUACAUGGGAUAAUAAUACCAAGUUCUGUUGGUUUUGA
Messenger RNA from Torulaspora globosa, 1197 nucleotides. RefSeq lists its product as uncharacterized. NCBI's taxonomy places the organism in Eukaryota, Fungi, Ascomycota, Saccharomycetes, Saccharomycetales, Saccharomycetaceae. The coding region runs from base 1 to 1197 and encodes 398 amino acids. The record is from RefSeq and is a predicted model, not a curated record. The transcript has a single exon.